Messenger RNA from Papilio polytes (common Mormon), 1373 nucleotides. Its product is annotated as V-type proton ATPase catalytic subunit A-like. Gene Ontology annotation, biological process: ATP metabolic process; proton transmembrane transport. The coding region runs from base 129 to 1373 and encodes 414 amino acids. Gene Ontology annotation, cellular component: lysosomal membrane. Gene Ontology annotation, molecular function: proton-transporting ATPase activity, rotational mechanism. The transcript is spliced from 10 exons. NCBI's taxonomy places the organism in Eukaryota, Metazoa, Arthropoda, Insecta, Lepidoptera, Papilionidae. The record is from RefSeq and is a predicted model, not a curated record.
UAAGAAAUCAUAGACAAAAAGUCAGCUGACUUAACUUUUAUCAUUGGUCUUGUGAUAAGUUGAGAACUCCGCCAUUCUCGGAUCAUCUUUUCAAUCUUUACCGUCCCUUAAAGAACUAGUAAUUCAAAAUGGCGACAAAGGGCGGUUUGAAGAAGAUCGCCGAUGAGGACAAUGAGGAGAGAUUCGGUUAUGUGUUUGCCGUGUCCGGUCCCGUCGUAACGGCGGAGAAGAUGUCCGGAUCCGCUAUGUACGAGCUGGUACGUGUGGGCUACAAUGAACUGGUGGGCGAGAUCAUUCGUCUUGAAGGCGAUUUAGCCACCAUUCAGGUAUACGAGGAAACAUCAGGUGUAACAGUCGGUGAUCCCGUGCUGAGAACUGGCAAGCCCUUGUCCGUGGAACUCGGACCAGGUAUCCUGGGCUCCAUCUUUGACGGUAUCCAGCGACCCCUGAAGGACAUCAACGAGCUGACACAGUCCAUCUACAUCCCCAAGGGUAUCAACGUGCCCAGCUUGGCAAGAGAAGUCGACUGGGAGUUCAACCCUCUCGGUGUUAAGGUUGGAGCUCACAUCACCGGCGGAGAUCUGUACGGUAUUGUGCAUGAGAACACAUUGGUGAAGCACAAGAUGCUGGUGCCGCCCAAGGCUAAGGGUACAGUCACAUACAUUGCGCCAGCCGGCAACUACAAAGUCACUGACGUGGUGCUGGAGACGGAGUUCGACGGCGAGAAGGCGAAGUACAGCAUGCUGCAGGUGUGGCCGGUGCGCCAGCCGCUUUGCAGCAAGUACAUGCGCGCGCUGGAUGACUUCUACGAGAAGAACUACCCCGAGUUCGUACCGCUCAGGACUAAGGUGAAGGAGAUCCUGCAGGAGGAGGAGGACCUGACGGAGAUCGUGCAGCUGGUGGGCAAGGCGUCGCUCGCGGAGACCGACAAGAUCACCCUCGAGGUCGCCAAGCUGCUCAAGGAUGACUUCCUGCAGCAGAACAGUUACUCGGCGUACGACCGCUUCUGUCCGUUCUACAAGACGGUGGGCAUGCUCAAGAACAUGAUAGCGUUCUACGACAUGUCGCGGCACGCCGUCGAGUCCACCGCGCAGUCCGACAACAAGGUCACGUGGAACGUCAUCCGCGACGCCAUGGGCAACGUGCUCUACCAGCUCUCCUCCAUGAAGUUCAAGGUGCGUCACUUCGCCACACUACGCCACACUGCGCCACAAUACGCCAGACUACACCACAUUGCGCCUCAUUACGCCACAUUAAGUCAUAUUGCGCCGCAUUACGCCACAUUACCAUUCCAGGCGAGUAGCCAUGACGACGUGACGCCGUAUUGCCAUGUCGCCAUGACGCUAUGUCGCCAUGUUGACAUGUCGCCUUGA